AUGGCAGAGAACAGCCAGGUUGCAUGUGAGACAGAUCUGGAUAUGCACCUCGACCGUGGGCUUCAAACAGGAGGUGUUACAGAUGUACCUCAACGUCAGCGCACAUCUUUAACUACUGUGACCUCAGAGCCAGCACUAAUACAGACGAGCGCCAGCGAUAGUCAUAAAAACGCGUCUGAAACUGCCGUUCAACAGCACAUCUUACAAGGUCAGCCGGACAAAUGUGUACGUCUUUCCGUAGAGGCUGUCCAUGAUUCAACUCCAAAGUACACACCAGCGGAAGCAGAGCUGGAUUUUGCAAGUCGAUCCGUGGUCACAAUAGACAGUCCAGGGUUGCAUCGAGAUCGUGCCCCAUCGUUAGAAGCUGGCGACAAGACCGGCAAAAACGCUACUCCGCCAGAAAUACCCCGGAGUACCUCCGACACACACGCAUUCCCUCCGCCCUCGACCAAAUGCAAAGUCCAGCAGGCCAGAGCGGUUGGCUUCUGUUUCAGUGGUCAUUCCAGUCGUCGAUCCGAUAGACUGGCAGCAAGUAACACAACAAAUCUUUCAAGCCGAGCACGACGUCGUGGCUACCGAGAUAGCAGCGACAUUGACGAUGACAACAGUGCCCCGACAGCGCAUCACCUUAAGGAUUAUUCUCAAUUGGCAAGCGCAUCCAGUCAUAAGGUAGGAGAACGUCCACGUAAAAGUCUCAGGCAUGCGCUCCGGCCGAAAAAGGCAACAGAAACCAGCUCAGGCGCGACCACUAGCACCGUUAGGGAUGCACGAGUCCGCUCCAAAAACCAUCAGAUGGAGGUUUUGCUGUCACUCCGGGUGAGACCCAAGAGAUCUUCGGUCGCGGAAGAAUCCUACGAAUCCAAGCCCACGGUCCUCGACAUGCUUAUUUCAUCACAUUCCUUCGAGAUGUUGUUCACCGCUCACCUAUACCAUCACCUCCUGAGAUGCCUCCUGAUCAGUCGAUAUGCUCUGACGGUCACUCUCAGAAUUAGACUUUACGAUAAGUGGCGCGCACUAGGCGUCAUAAACAUAUUACGCCUACAACGUAUGAAGAUAAGGAGCCAACCAGUCGCUCGACAAAGCCGCAUCAAACCUUGCAAUCUCUGCAUGAUUGGCGAGAACCAACAGAAGUCCAGGAAGGGCUUGCCAUGGUCUACGGAAGAGGUGGAUCUUCUGCUGAAGUUAAAACCUCUAAGAAACGACCUUCAGAGGUGA
Aspergillus tanneri is the source of this 1215-nucleotide messenger RNA. RefSeq lists its product as uncharacterized. The record is from RefSeq and is a predicted model, not a curated record. Lineage: Eukaryota; Fungi; Ascomycota; Eurotiomycetes; Eurotiales; Aspergillaceae. The transcript has 4 exons. Bases 1 to 1215 code for a protein of 404 amino acids.